Medioppia subpectinata is the source of this 465-nucleotide messenger RNA. Lineage: Eukaryota; Metazoa; Arthropoda; Arachnida; Sarcoptiformes; Oppiidae. The record is from the annotation of a GenBank genome assembly.
AUGGUACCGCACGUCCAAAAACUGGACGCCAGUUUGAAUCAGUUUAAUUUGACGGCAACAGGUUUCGGAAAAUUGCAUUUAUAUCUUAUGCAUGAGUAUAACAGCGAUACGCAGUUAACUAGUGAUCAGAAAAUAACUGAUAUCAUUAUGUGCAACAGUAAUGAUAAUACGCUAAAAUAUAAUAUCAAUGUCAAUGAGUUUACUAUACCUACUGGCGUACAGUUGGCUAGCAAACAAACAUUCAAUGUUUAUAUGACUGAUAACAAUGAUGUAGUUGUAAUGAAUAAUAAGGAUUUAAAUCAAAUGUGCUAUAAGUUUAACGCGUAUUUGACCAGGUUCGGGUUGGGUUCGGGUUUGAAAUUUGGAUCUAGGGAUCGGGUCGGGUUCGGGUCGAGUCUGUUUGGGUUCGGGCUGGGUCGGGUAGAAGAAUUUGUCGACAUUUCGGUCACUAAUAUGGGGAACUAA